Molecule: messenger RNA, 1035 nt
Organism: Acanthamoeba castellanii str. Neff
Lineage: Eukaryota; Discosea; Longamoebia; Acanthamoebidae
Exons: 3
Coding region: 1-1035 (344 amino acids)
Source: RefSeq, a predicted model, not a curated record
AUGACCACCGGCGUUUCGAGCACCGACUGCGCCCACUCGGGCGACACGACGUGCACGCAGCGCAACGGCGGCGGCGCCGACGGAUCGCGGUGGUGCGCCAGCGAGACCGGCGGGUGCUGCCUCCGCGUCCAGCCGCCGGCCAAGAAUCAGUUCGGAUGCUGCACCUCGCUUGACGUGCACAACUUUUACGACUGCGGCAACUCGUGGUGCCCGUGUAGCGACGACUGCAAGGGCAUCCUCAACGACUACUGCGCCAGCACCGACAACAUCGCCGGACCGACGUGUCAGCUGUUCUGCUCCAAGGUCGAAAACAAGGCCCUGUGCGAUCCCACAAUGCGCAAAUACUGCGAGACGGUGGCGGCGCCUAGCGAUCCCCUGUGCGCGUGCAUCCGAUCCGACAAGGACGGCAUCCCGGCACCCUCGUGCUUUUCGGCGCCGUGCACGUCCGGCGGCUACCAGACGCUCGAUCACGUCAACCAGGCGACACGGUGUCCGGAUUUUUGCGGGGCCAUCAUCGAUUGCGCCUGCACGGAUGGGUGCGAGAUCAACGACAACAGCUUCGAGACCUACUGCUGCCAGCGCCAUCCCGACCUGUGCAAAAACAACGGUGGCGGCGACGGAGACAGCUUUUGGUCGCGAUUCGUCCAGUUCUGGACCGCCAACACGCAACGCAAGAUCAUCGGCGGCGGUAUCCUUGUGUUGGCGAUUGUAAUGCUCGUUGUCUUGGGUUCGACAGACACACCGGAGCGUCGGUACGUCGAGGGCGCGUCGAACGCCCCGGCGAUGGUACGCGACAUCUCGGCAACGGCGUCGUCGCAUCGAUGGAUGAUGGCGUGGACGAAGCUCCAUGUCGGCGGUACGAUGUCGCGUCGUCGCCGCAAAGUAGCACAGCUCGAUGUCCUCGACGUAGUCGCCAAUGGGCUCGAUGUGUUUCUUGGCGCACUCGGGCAGCAGAUCGUAGCUCUUCUGAUCGUACUUGAGCAUCUUGCCGUGGGGCAGUUUGAAUCGCGGGAUGACGCACGCCAGUUCCCGUAG